ACAACUCAGAAAUCACUGAACCCAAAAGCAUGAAUUCAAAAGUUAGUAAUCCUUUAAAAUCCUUUUCAUCAGACCAGAACAAAUAAUACAAAUAGUCAAAAACCAAGCAGGAAGAAUCAAGAAGACAAAACCCAACAAGCGGGAUUAAACAGGUAAUGGAUGGAACACUGGAUGGAGAGACAUGGCAACCAGGCCAUCGGGAUGAAGGUUACGGGAUCUGGGGCCGGUAGGAUGAGGACGAGGAUGAGGAUGAUGAUGAUGAUGAUGAUGGUGACCAGGUGUGGAAAUGGGGGGUUAAGCUCAGGUGAGGAUAACGAGUUGAUACAAGGCGGACGAGGUUGACAUAAUCUGUAACGAGGGAGUGAGUGAUGUCACAAUAAAGGUGAGCUUGGGACUCGUUGUGCUUCGCUAACAGUACUUUAGCUCGGUGUGGAAAAUUUAAAUUUAAAAAAAGUACUAAUAAAAGAUCACAAUAGAGAUCUGUUGCAGGGUGUUCUUGUGCGCCAUAUACAUGCAUAUCAAAUGUAUUGUGGUGAUGUGUUGAAUCAUUUGACAUAUGUAUCUUUUAUUUCAGACCAAUUGGCAGUUACAGGCUCUGAAAUCCAUUUUUUCCAUCCAUCAGCCGAUUAUUCUGAGUGAGGGAGUCCUCACACUUUAUUUUAAGAGUCAGAUUGUCAGUAUUUGUUUUUUAAAUCUCUGAUCUGUUCUCUGGUUUGAGGUGGGCAGGGCUGUGACGUCGUGUCAUUCGUACACACAUGUGUACCGAUGAUGAUUUAGUUUAUCUAAAUCUAAAACGGACGACAGUUUGAACGUAAUCUCAUUGUUUUCACACAUUUCAAGUUGCAGGUAAACAUUUUGAGUUUCAGACUUGAUUAAUAAAGAAUACCGUCCCUCCUGGUAGGAUUCAUCCGCUCUGCUUGGCCGUCCGGCCUUUUGCACUUAAACGCGAUAACGCCGCAAUACACCUGAGAUGAAUACUUUAAAUGCCGCUGAUCGAGUUGGAGCGGAUCAUUUUCAUGUAACACUUUUGUAACGAUGAUCCCCGAAGCUUAAGCAACAAAGGAGGCAGCGAGAUCUGCCUCUUGUCAGCGUUUACGAUGGGGAGCACUUGCGUGAUUAGAUGUCUCGCAAUCGAUGCCGCUUCUUCUCCCAAUCAUUAAAACGGCUCUUAACAGAUUACAGAUUACAGACCCCCCCUCCCAAACAGCCCCUCUCCUCUUUCUGCUCCUCCUCCUGUCUCACACACUCUCGUUCUCAGCGGAUAGAACGGGAGACUUGCCUCUUAAGCACUUUUGUUUUUGGUGGGGGGGGGGGGGGGUGCUUUUCCUUUGAAUUUCAUCCCGUUCGGGGAGGGGAGAGCGCUUUCAUUCACCGCGAAGCAACAGCUGCUCCUCCGGAGGUUCAUCCAGAGCGCCCCCGAAGAGCGGAGGAGCGGCAUGAAAAAGACUAAACUCAACAAGAGGCGGUGGUGAAUGGCUCACGACGAUGGACAACCUGCUGACGGUCUUCUGUCCCCUGCUGCUUUUAUGCUUUGAUCCCUCUGCGGCCACGAGCCUCAUCACAGCGGAUAUAAUCGAAGCCAGAGGUCAACGCAUGUGCAAGGCAGGAAAAGGCCGGCCGUGUUACAAGCUGGCCUACUUCUCUGAGCUCCGGCGCCGGCUGAACUUCGUAGAGGCCGAGCUGGCCUGCCGGCGGGACGGAGGGCAGCUGCUGAGCGUGGAGUCCGAGUCCGAGCAGAAGAUCGUGGAGCGGCUCGUCACGGAGCUGCGGCCCACCGACGGAGACUUCUGGAUCGGGCUCCGCCGUAACCACGGAGACGAGGAAAGCAACGCAGACUGCUCUUCGCAGUACUACUGGCUGGAUGGCAGCGAGUCCACGUUUAGGAAGUGGCAUUGGGAUGAGCCAUCCUGCGGCUACGAGGUGUGUGUGGUGAUGUAUCACCAGCCGUCCGCUCCCCCCGGUCUCGGGGGGCUCUACAUGUUCCAGUGGAACGACGAUAAUUGUGAAACCAGGAACAACUUCAUCUGCAAAUACACUGCCGAGAAACCACUGGAGCCGUCCCCUUCUCCCAACUCCACCCAAACAAAUGUUUUCCCUUCGUCCGCGUUGCCGUGGGAUCCAAGCGAUCACAACCCGGAGCGGAGUGCAGCGUUUAAUUUGAUCUACGUCAUCAUUCCCAGCAUCCCGCUGAUCCUGCUGCUGCUGACGGUGAUCGGAGUCUGCUGCUUCAAGCUGCUCGGCCGACGAAACAGGAAGCAGCAGAAAUCCGAAGUGUGCCAGACGGAGCCGGGCCUCUGCCCCAGCUCGGCUCCCGCCGACGUCUACAACGUCAUCCGCUCCCAGAUGGACGACGACCUGGUGUCGGCGCGCCCGCAGACCAAAAACACCUCCUUUUUAAGCUCCUCCCCCGACACCCCGACGGGCGACUACGACAACCUGGGCGGCCGCGACACGGAGAGCGGCUUUGUGACGCUGGCGAGCACGGAGAGCUGCCUCCUCAACUUUGACCUCAGUGACCUCAGCCUCGGGCGUCGCACCACCCACGACUUCUACAACACCAGCUUGGGCCGCGCCGCGAAGAGGGACUUGAAUGACCGCGGCCUGAGCGGCGGCGGCGAGCACGGACGGUUUCAAGACAGGAGUCUAGGCCGCCGCACGACGAAGAGCGAGCACUUCGGCAGCGGCGUGUACGGAGGCCACGCGCUGUACGACGGCAGCACCAGAGGAGCGGGCGACCUCUACGACCCCAAACUGAGGCCGCCCGGAAGCCACGCGGUGAAAGCUGACCUCUAUCAGACGUACAUCACCAACGGCAAAGAAGACGCUUACCGAACCAGCCUCGGAACCUACGGGAACAGGAAGUCCUACCAGGCGAAUCUGGAUUGCUACAGAAAUGGCCUGAACGUCGACGUGGGAAGGAGAUACUUCAACGAACAAGACUGGAUCAACAGAGAAAACUACUGAUGCUCUGAACACCGUUACCGUGCCGACAGCAGUGUGUGUGCACGGGGACGAGAGAACUGUGCAUGUGCGUGAAUUGUUUGUAGGGUAGAUUUUGUAUUUUGUCUUUUAGGGGAUUG
Pseudoliparis swirei is the source of this 3080-nucleotide messenger RNA. It is a transcript of the gene layna, whose product is annotated as layilin a. The coding region runs from base 1486 to 2964 and encodes 492 amino acids. The transcript has 8 exons. NCBI's taxonomy places the organism in Eukaryota, Metazoa, Chordata, Actinopteri, Perciformes, Liparidae. Gene Ontology annotation, molecular function: hyaluronic acid binding. The record is from RefSeq and is a predicted model, not a curated record.